AUGGCGCGUGCAGGAGCCUGGGACGGCUCCAACAUCCACGAGGAUCACAUUGAUUUCCUCCGCAAGACGCGGCGGCUGCCCAGCGAGGACUAUGUGAGGCCCCCUCCCUUUCUCUACCACCGCCUGUUCCGCACCGUCUCCUCCAACUGGAACCGGUUCCUCACCGACGCGCCGGGGGCCGCCGCCAAGACCAAGGGCUCGGCCCCGCCGGCGGCGACGGUCUCGCUCUCGCUGCCGUUCCUCUUCGCCUUCGCCUUCGACCCCGUCUCGCGCCGCCUUCAGUGCCAGGCGCUCGACCCCUUCUCCCGCCGCUGGCUGCUGCUGCCCCCGGUCCCCUGCGGCGCCGCGGCCGGCUCGUUCGCCGUCGUGGGCCUCCCCGCGCGCGGCGAGAUCUAUGUGAUCGGCGGCGUGGAGGAGGGCGGCGACAAGGCCGUGAGCAGCGUGGCCGUCUACAGCGCGGCGACCAACGGGUGGGGGCAGGUGGCCGGCAUGAGGACGGCGAGGGGCUACAUGGCGGCCGGCGAGGUGGGCGGGCGCGUGGUGGUGGCCAGCGAGGACGGAGAGGCGGAGGUGUUCGACCCAGAGGCCGGUCGCUGGUCGCCCGCGGCUCCCCGUGGCGGCGCGGCCGUGGCGAGGUACGACGCGGCGGCGGCGGGCGGCAAGCUGUACGUGACGGAGGGGUGGGCGUGGCCGUUCGAGCGCGCGCCGCGGGGCGCGGUGUACGACGCGGCGGCGGAUGCGUGGUCCGACAUGGCGCGCGGGAUGCGGGAGGGGUGGACGGGCUCCUGCGUCGUGUCGGGCGGCCGGAUGUACAUCGUGGCCGAGUACGGCGAGUGGCGGCUGAAGCGGUACGACGAGCCGCGGGAUGAGUGGCAGAUGGUGGCCGGCGGCGGGGUGCCGCAGGAGGUGCGGCGGCCGCACGUCGUGGCGGGCCAGCUGGAGGAGGUCGGCGGCGGCCGGCGCAGGAUCUACGUGCGGCUGGCACACAUGCCAGCACACAAAAAGGGGCGGGAGUUCGACCACGCCAUUACGUCCGCGGUCAUGCCAGCACACUUGCCGACAUACAAAAAAGGAUGUCGCUCGCCGCCAUUGGAAGGCGCCACCACGCUCACCUCGGGCAAGCACUCCCCGGAGAAGCGGGAGGCCUGCAG
Messenger RNA from Triticum dicoccoides, 1151 nucleotides. RefSeq names its product F-box protein AFR-like. The annotation marks the transcript as partial. The record is from RefSeq and is a predicted model, not a curated record. Gene Ontology annotation, molecular function: protein binding. The transcript has 3 exons. Lineage: Eukaryota; Viridiplantae; Streptophyta; Magnoliopsida; Poales; Poaceae.